AUGGUGGCAGAAGAAGACAUUCACAAGAUAGCCUUCAUGUGCCCAGGGCACAUAGGUGCUUUUGAAUAUACUGUAAUGCCUUUUGGCUUGAGAAAUGCAGGAGCCACUUAUGAAAGAGCAAUGAAUUCUAUUUUCCAUGAUAUGAUAGGGCAUUCUCUGGAAGUAUAUAUAGAUGAUGUGGUGAUUAAAUCCCCAGAGAUGGGAAAUCAUGUAGGAAAUUUCUUAGGUUUCUUAGUCCACCAAAGGGGCAUAGAAGUUGACAAAAAUAAAGCAAAAUCCAUCAUAGAAGCUCUACCACCCCGGAACAAAAAAGAAUUGCAGAGUAUCCUAGGAAAAAUUAAUUUUCUAAGGAGAUUCAUAUCCAAUUAUGUAGGAAAAAUCCAACCUUUCUCCUCCUUGUUAAGGUUGAAGCAAGAGCAAACGUUUAAGUGGGAAGAACAACAUCAACAAGCCUUUGAGGAAAUCAAGCAUUACCUCUCAAAUCCACCAGUUCUGUCCCCACCAAAGAGAGGCAGGCCACUCAAACUAUAUGUUUAUGCAUCAGUGGCCAUUGGGAGUCUGUUAGUUGAGGAUAACAAUGAAGGAAAGGAACAGGCAGUCUACUAUCUGAGCAGAACUCUGACAGAAGUGGAAAGAAAGUAUUAUGCAAUUGAAAGGCUUUGUCUAGCCUUAUACUUCACUGCUGUGAAACUCAGACACUACAUGCUGCCAUACACCAUCUCCAUCAUUGCCAAGACAGAUUUAAUCAAAUAUGUUCCUCAGAAAGCUGUCAAAGGACAAGCUGUAGCAGAUUUGUUAGCAGAUCAUCCAGUUGAAGAGAUUGAAAAUAUGGACUCUUUGGAUAUAGCAAAUGCAGAUAUGUUGACUAGAGCGCAUACUUGCCUCAACAAUCCCAUCUAUUCAGUUAACCUCACACCUUGGAAACUGUACUUUGAUGGAUCAAAGACAGACAUAGCCUCCGAAGAAGGAAUUGUUUUAGAAGAACCACUAGGGAUCAGACACUGUUAUUCUUUCCAGUGCACCAACAACAAGGCAGAAUAUGAAGCUUUAAUUAUAGGACUUGAAAUACUAGUGGAAUUGGGAAUCCAAUCUGUGGAAAUAUUGGAGAUUCUAUGCUUGUGUUAA
Messenger RNA from Prunus armeniaca (apricot), 1125 nucleotides. The record is from the annotation of a GenBank genome assembly. Lineage: Eukaryota; Viridiplantae; Streptophyta; Magnoliopsida; Rosales; Rosaceae.